AUGUUCUCGACAUGGCGCUGGCUACUUAUAUCUGCGACAUUCCUGCUAGCCCAUGCUUCGCCUGAGUUCGAGCUGAAGGAUCAGGAAUUCAUGCAGUUCGAUCGAACGGCUCCCGAUUACGAAACGAUACUAACUCCUCGCGAUUUUGAACUUGGAGAACAACUGGGUAAUCUACCUCAUCUGAACAAGUAUGACAUCGAUCCAGAUGCCAUGUACAAGAAGGAUCUGUUCGAGGGAGACAUCGCAAACGAAAACGCAAGUUUAUAUUUUUGUAAAUAA
Messenger RNA from Haemonchus placei, 279 nucleotides. The record is from the annotation of a GenBank genome assembly. NCBI's taxonomy places the organism in Eukaryota, Metazoa, Nematoda, Chromadorea, Rhabditida, Trichostrongylidae.